This is a messenger RNA of Pseudomassariella vexata, 1698 nucleotides long. RefSeq names its product aminopeptidase I zinc metalloprotease. The transcript is spliced from 3 exons. NCBI's taxonomy places the organism in Eukaryota, Fungi, Ascomycota, Sordariomycetes, Amphisphaeriales, Pseudomassariaceae. Gene Ontology annotation, molecular function: zinc ion binding; metalloaminopeptidase activity. The record is from RefSeq and is a predicted model, not a curated record. Gene Ontology annotation, cellular component: fungal-type vacuole. Bases 1 to 1698 code for a protein of 565 amino acids. Gene Ontology annotation, biological process: proteolysis.
AUGACUCGACAUACGCCCGACUUCCUGCGCCAACGUAGCUCCAACAUGUCCCUCCGAAUGGCGGCCUCCUUGAGCGUAGCACAAGAAUCGACCGUAGUCGUAGCUCCAGCUCCCAGCACGGAACGACCUAUGAACAAGGCCACCAAGGCAAUGAUUAUCGGCGAUAUCAGCGUGCAGAGCAAUAUGAAACUCUGUGCUGACUGUUGCAGCUUGGCAACUGGCCAGUUCGCAAGCUUGUCGCGUCGAGUCGAAUCGGAGCAAUGCGCCGUCUGCCAGAUCCGAGAAGGCAAGCCAGAAGCUUUCACUCGGCCAUUCUGCAAAUUUUUGGAGGACAACCCGACGAUAUUUCACGCCGUGGACUACUUCAAGAGCAAGGCGAAAAAGUUGGGCUACACAGAGUUACCCCCUCGUGAUGAUUGGUCUGGCAAGCUCGAGGCUGGAGGAAAGUACUUCGUCACCCGAAACGGAAGCUCCAUCAUCGCCUUUACGGUCGGCAAGGCUUAUAAACCAGGCAAUGGAGUCGCAAUGAUCGCGGGGCACAUUGACGCGUUGACGGCGAAGCUCAAGCCUGUCAGUAACAAGCCGAACAAGCAAGGAUACGUCCAACUCGGUGUUGCGCCAUAUGCGGGAGGCCUGAACGAGACUUGGUGGGAUAGAGAUCUAAGUAUUGGCGGGAGAGUCAUCGUCCGCGACGGAUCUGGAAAGACGUCCAGUCAAUUAGUGAAGCUGGGAUGGCCAAUUGCGAAAAUUCCUACCCUUGCACCUCACUUCGGGGUGGGUAUGUUGGGUUCGAACAACAAGGAAACAGAGGCUGUGCCAGUCAUCGGUCUAGAUAACUCUGAUGCCUACCCAUCUUCGGCUUCGACGCCAGCUGAACCCCUUGGACUCGUGGGCUCGUUCACCUCUACCCAACCACCAAAGCUGGUCAAGUUGAUAUCCUCAGAGCUCGGUAUCAGCGACUACUCGCAGAUUGUCAACUGGGAAUUGGAACUGUUCGACUCUCAGCCAGCAACAGUUUUCGGAAUGGACAAGGAGUUCAUCACGGCUGGCAGGAUUGACGACAAGCUUUGCAGCUGGGCCGCAUUCGAGGGACUACUUGCUGCUGAGCAGGGCGAGGAUGAGGGCACGAUCAAGAUGGUGGCACUCUUCGACGAUGAAGAAAUCGGUUCGCUCCUUCGACAGGGCGCGAAGGGAAACUUCCUUCCCCUGACUAUCGAGCGAGCUGUUGAAGCACUGUGCGGCAAAUCGACCACCUUCGGCCCUGGGGUUAUUGGACGCACAUACGCCAGCUCAUUCCUGGUGUCUGCGGAUGUCACUCACGCCGUCAAUCCGAACUUUGUCGGCCGAUACCUUGACGGCCAUGCGCCGAGGCUGAACGUGGGAAUUGUUAUCUGCGCCGACAGCAAUGGCCACAUGACGACGGACCCGGUCUCGACGGCGAUCCUAACUCGGGUUUGCGAGCUCACCGGCUGCACACCGCAGGUCUUCAUGAUCAGGAAUGACUCGAGAAGCGGUGGAACUGUUGGGCCUACACUAUCCAGCAUGAUGGGUGUCAAAGCAGCGGAUGCAGGUAUGCCGCAGUUGAGCAUGCACUCGGUUCGUGCGACGACAGGUGCUCUGGAUCCUGGUUUGGGUGUCAAGUUCUUCAAGGGGUUCUUGGACAACUGGGAGAAGGUUGACAGGGAGUGGUCGCACUAA